AUGAAACAAACUGUAAUGUAUUCACAACUCCAACCAUGGAGUUCAAUUGGAGUAUCUCCUUACAUGGAACAAGUCUCAGGAUCACUAAUCCCGCCAAGGAUUGAAAAGUUGUAUAAGACACCUCGACCUCAUCCAUGGCGUCCUACUUUAGGCUAUGAGACUAUUCAAGUAAAACCCUUACCUUCACAAACAAUUACCAAUCAACUGGUUGAUCCUUGCUAUGUACCUCCUGGUAUGAUUACUAAACCUUUAGAGUUUCCAAAUCUCGUCACAGGAUUCAAUAAGCAUCCUUCUCAUGCUGCACGUGUUGCUUUAUAUACUCGACACACUCCAGAUGAGUGGAAACAAAAAGACGUGCAGUUUCGUAAUGAAAUAAAUUCCAGCUGUAAUCAUUCUAAUCAACUCAGAGAAUCUGCAAUCCGAGUUGUGAGGGAAACAGAAGAAAAAUUGAAUCAAGGACAAAGAGAAUCUUCUCAAUUAUUAGGCCAGAGAAUAACUGAUAUUGGCUUUUGGGAACGAGAAUUAGCAAACGAAUUAGAUAAAAUAAUUAUAGAAAAUAAUAAGAUGCAAGAAUGUAUGAGAACACUUCAGCGUGCAAUUCAAGAUAUUGAAGGUCCUUUGCAUGUCGCUGAAGAAUGUCUAUAUCAUCGUGAAAAACGACAAGGAUUAGAAUUAAUUCAUGAUGAACCUGAACAAACUUUAUUUAAUGAAAUUGAGGUCGAAAGAAAUUGUCAAAAGAAGUUGAAAGUUUUUAUAGAUAAAUGUACAGAGCAACUCAAAAAUGGUCGAGCAGUUCAACAUGAGAUUGAAAUAAACAUCAACAAUAAGAACUUAGCUCUUGGAAUUGACACAAUGUGUCAUCAGUUAAAUGUUUACAGUCCAGGGUUACAAUAUUAUAAAGGUGUUGAAAGCUACGAUUCAUAUAACAUUGAUGGAGAAUCUUGGGUUGAAGCAUCCAAUGCCAUCGUUAAGAAAUCUCAACUGAUCCGAGCUCAAUCUGGUCAACUCCAAAAUGAUAUCACCACAAAAAUAAAUACAGUAUCACAUGAAUUAUGGAAAGCUUGGAGUCUCACUAAUAAUGCCCUUGCAAGACGAGUUAUCGAAAUUUCUGAAGCAAAAAGAAAGCUCUUAAUUUAUCUAAAAAAUAUCCAGCAUGAAAUUUUUGCAGUUGAGAGAAACAUUCAACUUAUCACCAAGGCCAUUGGAGACAAAAGUGCAGCUUUAAAAGUUGCUCAAACUCGUCUUGAAGCAAGAUUACAUCGACCGCAAGCAGAAUCAUGUAAAGAUGCAGCACAAUUAAAAUUAUCUGAGGAAGUUGAAUCAAUAAAACUGAUGGUUGAUGAACUACAUAUUAAGCUCCAAGAGUGUGAGGCUCAACAUCAACAGCUACUCCGUACCCGAGUGAAUCUUGAAGAUGAUCUUAAAGCUAAAAUGGAUGCUCUUUAUAUCGAUAAUGAAAAAUGUAUGGGAUUGCGAAGAAGUUAUCCAAUAAUAAAUAAACUAAAUCAUUAA
Molecule: messenger RNA, 1512 nt
Organism: Chelonus insularis
Lineage: Eukaryota; Metazoa; Arthropoda; Insecta; Hymenoptera; Braconidae
Product: tektin-3-like
Exons: 8
Coding region: 1-1512 (503 amino acids)
Biological process (GO): cilium movement involved in cell motility; cilium assembly
Cellular component (GO): microtubule cytoskeleton; nucleus
Source: RefSeq, a predicted model, not a curated record